AUGGGCACUCGAGAUCCGAGCUUGCGCACUGAGCGCCUCCAUUGUCUGGCCAGAAGCAGCGGCGGCGGCAGAGCGGAGAGGAACGGGACGCCGAUCCGCGCGCAUGGGAGCGGCUUUACUAGCAGGGCGGGGCGGCCCCGGGGUGCUUUUCCCGGUGUCUCUACGGAUGACAGCGCAGUGCCACCCUCGGCCCACUUCGGCCACUACCGGCCGAGCGGCACCAUGGGCCUGCGGAGCCGCUCUGUGAGCUCCGUUGCCGGAAUGGGUAUCGAGCACAGUCCCGCCGUGCCCUUCGGCUUCUACACUCCAAGGGGUACGGACUCGGAUCGAGUUGGAGGGGGGUCAGGGGGCACGACAGCCGCCCCCCACGGUACUGGCUACCAGGACACUGGGGUUGGAGGACACCACACGGACGGGGUGCUGUAUCUGGGGUCCCGGGGGUCGCUGGCUGACACCUUGCCCCUGCACAUCGCACCCCGCUGGUUCAACGCGCACAGUGGAUUCAAGUGUCCUGUCUGCUCCAAGUCUGUGGCCUCCAGUGAAAUGGAAGUUCACUUCAUCAUGUGUCUAAGCAAGCCUCGCCUCUCCUAUAAUGAUGAUGUGUUGGCGAGGGAUGCCGGUGAGUGUGUCAUCUGUCUAGAGGAACUGCAGCAAGGGGACACCAUAGCCAGACUGCCGUGCCUCUGCAUCUACCACAAAAGCUGUAUAGACUCAUGGUUUGAGAUCAAUCGGUCCUGCCCUGAACACCCCUCUGACUGACUGACCACCACGCCCACUACAAAUAGCCUAAUGUUUAAGGACAUCUUGUGGUCCUGCCAUGGAUAUCUGGACACAGACGCAACCAAAUCCAAUGAAACAAUGAAAGUGAUCAACACAUACUUAUCCUGACAGAAUUCAUCAUCCUAACCAAGAUAAUUAUCAUUGUGAACUGAACCAAAAAGAAGAAAAAAAACAUGACUGUCAAACCAUUGUACAUUAAUGGGCCCCUCCUGAGCCUGCCAUUUUAUGUUUGCUGAAGAGACUGGUUACAAACUCCCCUCCUUCCUUCUCCUCCCAUGUGUGCAGGCAAACAGUCCCUUAAAGGGCUUCAUUAGGCCUCAACUUUCCUUCCAACUCAGUUGUGGCCAGUUGCCUCCCUGACAUGCUCAGGUCCUCACAGCUCUCUCCCAUGGCCUUAUCUAGGGGGAGGAGAGGAAGCAGAGCAGGGAGGGGACAGGGAAGAGGAAAGAAAGGCAGAAGAAGAGGAUGAGAAUGAAGAGGGAAGAAACCGAAAAAUGGAGGACUGAUGAGUUGCAGAAGCUUACCAUGAGAAACAGACUUGUACAAUAACCUGUGGGUCUCUCAUCUCGCAAAAGGAUUCCAACUUGGUGACGUCCUCAGAUAACAAACUGGGUCCUGCUUCUUUAUCAUAGUUCCUACUUCAGUGUCCUUCCUUGACAAUUGGCUCAAAAAAAGUAAAAAGUCCCCCAAAUGCUUCUUAUUUGUGGUUUGUGAACACCUGGGCAGGCAGGGAAAUAUGAAGGGGGAAAAUGAGGAUGCCAGCUUGUCUUGUAGGUACAGGACCGAGUGGGGAAUGUAAAGAUGGACUGGGGCUGGAGAGGAACACUAUGAGCAUGCUGAGUUCUGGCUGGGAGGAAGGAAGGGGCCAGUAAUGUAGUUUACGCUCCUACUGUGUAAUGUGUGUCUGGAAUGCUCCAGGGUCAGGCUUUACCUGGAAUGUGUAUGUACACUGUGUGUGUGUGUGUGUGUGUGUGUGUGAGAGAGAGAGAGAGAGAGAGAGAGAGAGAGAGAGAGAGAGAGGGACAGUAUGAAAGGUCACUGUAGAAGGCUGACUAGGACAGUGCUGUGUGUCUGUAUAUUGAAAUGUUUACGGUCUAGAUAUCCAUGUUCUCUGUGUGUGUGUGUGACUGGCAGUCGUCCCUUUACUUUGCUGAUGUUUACAGCUGCAGAGAAGCAACAUGAUAUAUUGUAAAUGACAAAGGUGACCUUUCUCAGUUCUUUCUUUUUGGAUCUGCCAGAUUUUUCAUGUGAUGAUGAUUAGUCAUUUUCUCGUGAGAGCCUCGAGUGUGAGAGUGUGUGCCUCCGUGCAUAGGACUGUUUGUGCAUGUGUGUUUGAAUGUGUGAUUCAUGCUACUGUCAGUUCCCCACAUUGUGUUUAUGCUAGAGUAGGUCUGGAUGACUGUGACUGGAGACGUGAGCCACUCAGACCUGAAAAAGGACUCUGUAGUCCCAGUGUGGAUCCACUAAAUGGGGCUUAUUUAUUCAUUUGUUCAUAUUUAACAAUAUUUGUUUAAUAUUCCAACUAUGUGGGGUGUUACUCACUUUUCAGAAUGCCAAGACAUUCUGCCAAAACAAAAUACAAACAAACUGCAUUUACAAAACUACUGUAAACAAAUGGUGGAAUAAAUUGUGCUAGAUGACA
Monopterus albus (swamp eel) is the source of this 2422-nucleotide messenger RNA. It is a transcript of the gene znrf1, whose product is annotated as zinc and ring finger 1. Gene Ontology annotation, molecular function: ubiquitin protein ligase activity. The coding region runs from base 1 to 759 and encodes 252 amino acids. The record is from RefSeq and is a predicted model, not a curated record. The transcript has 7 exons. Gene Ontology annotation, cellular component: cytoplasm; intracellular membrane-bounded organelle; membrane. Lineage: Eukaryota; Metazoa; Chordata; Actinopteri; Synbranchiformes; Synbranchidae. Gene Ontology annotation, biological process: proteasome-mediated ubiquitin-dependent protein catabolic process; protein K48-linked ubiquitination.